CUCCCACCUCACAGAAUCCCCUCUGCCUGCUCACGGAUAGGAUAGCCGGCCGGUCACGUGACCCCGAGCCCCGAAUGUAGGUCAGCCCCUCCUCCACUGGACUCGUCUAUUUUUAAAAGCUGUGAAAGAACAGAGAGACUUCGAGACUCCGGGACUUCAAAACGCUUCAGCUUCUGGUUUCAUUUUCACGGAGUUUGUUUUCCUCCGGAGCGUCAGAGAAUUUGCAAUGUCGGCGGAGGACGCCGAAGACCGAGGGCGUCCGCCCCGCCGGCCGUCGGCCAAGUUGACCGUGGUGGUCGGGGACGCCCGCUUCUCCGAGGACAAGGCCUUCCUGGUCCAGAGCUGCGACUACUUCGGCGCCCUGUUCCGCUCCGGGAUGAAGGAGUGUCGGCAGGACGAGGUCCACCUCCAGGGUCUCGGCGCUCGAGGUUUCCUCGCCGCCUUGACGGCGUCGCGGGGCGAGUUUCCCGACCUCGACGGCCUCGACGACCUCGUCGAGGCCGUCGAGUGCGCCGCCUUCCUGCAGGCGGCGCCGCUCGCCCGGCGUCUCGUGGACCUCGUCGACUCGGACAACUGCCUGCUGAUGUACCGCGCCGCCGCCGCCUUCGGCCUCGACGCCGUCUACCGCGCCGCCGCGCUCUUCAUCCGAAACGUGUACGCCGACCUGGAGGCCGAGGCCAAGGAGUCGUUGACGCCGGAGCUGAUCGCCUACGUGGAGUCCUUGACCCCGAGCGCCUUCGUGGCCGUGGGCGCCCACGCGAGCUGCGGCGCGGACCGGCCGCCGCUCGCCGCCUCCAGGACGGUGUGCCGCCUGGACGAAAGCGCCAACGUCUGGAAGGUGCUGACGGAGCUCCCGCCGGAGGCCAGCACCUCCAUGGCCGGCGUGGCCGUCCUGGACAACCGGCUCUACGUGGUCGGCGGCGUUCACGGACCUCACAAGCGAGCGACGGCCUCGUCCUUCUGCUAUAGCGUCGACACCGACGCCUGGAGCCGGAUCCCCGGCCUGGAGCGGCCGCGCCGCGGCCUCGGCCUGGUCGGCGCGGACGGCCGCCUCUACGCCAUCGGAGGGGAGUGCGACCGGACGGCGACGGCGUCCGUGGAAGCGUACGACGUGGAGGCGGCGAGCUGGGCGGCCGCCGCGAGCCUCCCUCGGCCGGCGGCGGCGGCGGCGUGCGCCAAGGCCGCGGGCCGCAUCUUCGCGUGCUUGUGGAAGCCGACGGAGACCACGGAGAUCUACGAGUACGUCUCCCGGGCGGACGAGUGGCGGCCGGUCGCCACGCUGAUCCGGCGCCGGAGCUACGGCCACUUCCUGGUCGGCCACCGGGACGACCUGUACGUGGUGAGGAACGGGCCGGCGGACGACUUCCUGCGCUGCCUCGUGGACUGCUACAACCUGCGCUCGGGCCAGUGGUCCUCGCUGCCCGGGCACUUCGCCAACAGCAAGGGGGCGCUGUUCACGGCGGCGGUGAGGGGCGACUCGCUGCUCACGCUCAGCCAGAGCGAGACGCAGGAGUUCGCCGUGGCCGACAGGAACUGGAAGCCGCGGCGGCGGAUGAAAGGUUUCCCCCGGAGCGGCUCGCUGUGGACGUUCCUGCUGCGGCUGCCGGACCCUCGACCCGCGCCGUGACCACCUCCGGUGACCUCCGGUGACUCCCGGACGCCGUUUACUACGAUCUCCGUCGUGUUCUACGUCGUUUUUUUCAGAGGCAAAAGUCAAAAAAAUUGUGUUUCUCCUGCAAAUAAAAGAGUUUCUCAUGGGG
Pseudoliparis swirei is the source of this 1760-nucleotide messenger RNA. It is a transcript of the gene kbtbd13b, whose product is annotated as kelch repeat and BTB domain containing 13b. The record is from RefSeq and is a predicted model, not a curated record. Gene Ontology annotation, molecular function: protein binding. The coding region runs from base 227 to 1627 and encodes 466 amino acids. NCBI's taxonomy places the organism in Eukaryota, Metazoa, Chordata, Actinopteri, Perciformes, Liparidae. The transcript has 3 exons.